Molecule: messenger RNA, 423 nt
Organism: Microthlaspi erraticum
Lineage: Eukaryota; Viridiplantae; Streptophyta; Magnoliopsida; Brassicales; Brassicaceae
Source: the annotation of a GenBank genome assembly
AUGAUGCCAAUGGUGAGUUGUGAUCACACGUAUGAGGUUCGCGUCCACUCGUUCACUCCAUCCUCCGGCGAAGGGCUUACAGGCUGCUACCGUGUUCGCGUCUGGCGGGAGAACUUAGAGAUGACGAGACAAGAAACAAAUUGGGUGAUAGCCGAUUUUGGUUCUGGUGACGCCAUCUUUGAUGAGUCUUUCACAUUCCACCACCAUUCCUCUAUCUCUAAACUCAUCCUUUCCCUGGAGAUGUACAAGCCGCCACCGAUGCAGAUUGAGCUGAUGAACAAUCCGCCGACACAAGAGGUUGGCACUGGUCCAGUAACUCUCCCAACCGAAGUGCUAAAGCCGAUCGAGGUCAAUGUGCCAAUCUUUGAUACAGACGAGCUCGAAAAAGGAAGCAUCUACGUAAUUCUUGAAAAGACGAAUUGA